This is a messenger RNA of Aspergillus tubingensis, 675 nucleotides long. RefSeq names its product v-SNARE protein VTI1. Gene Ontology annotation, molecular function: SNAP receptor activity; SNARE binding. Gene Ontology annotation, cellular component: SNARE complex; endoplasmic reticulum membrane; Golgi apparatus. Gene Ontology annotation, biological process: Golgi to vacuole transport; intracellular protein transport; vesicle fusion with Golgi apparatus. The transcript is spliced from 3 exons. The coding region runs from base 1 to 675 and encodes 224 amino acids. Lineage: Eukaryota; Fungi; Ascomycota; Eurotiomycetes; Eurotiales; Aspergillaceae. The record is from RefSeq and is a predicted model, not a curated record.
AUGUCGAACCCGUUGGACACCGACGCCGGCUCGGAGCUCUUCAGCAGCUACGAGACCGAGCUAAAGCUGGUACAAGCCGAUUUGAAUCAGAAGCUGGACCAGAUCGCCGAGUCAAGCGGUGAGCAACGAAAGUCAGCAAUCAGGCAAGCCGAGAGAGCCCUGGAUGAAGCCACAGAAUUGCUAGAUCAAAUGCGCAUGGAGAAACAAAACAUCCCCUCAGCAGCACGAUCGAAGAUCAACACGCGCGUUCGCAACUACGCUACCGAUAUCGAUGAGGCAAAGCGCAAGUUGAGGUCUCUCUCUGAUGACCGCAAGGCGCUCUUCGGCGACCGCUACACAGAUGAUCCGCAGGACGAACAUCUGGAACAAAGACAACAGCUCCUGUCUGGUACGGAGCGGUUGGAGCGCAGUUCCGCCCGGCUCCAGGAGAGUCAGCGCAUCGCUCUCGAAACGGAGGAUAUUGGUCGCAACACCUUGGCCGACUUGAACCAGCAGCGCGAGACGAUUAUGAAUGCGCGGGGUCGACUGCUCGAGAGCGAAGGAUAUGUGGACACCAGUAUCAAGACACUAAGGGGCAUGGCCCGUAGGAUGGCUACGAAUCGGUUGAUCACAAUCGCAAUCAUCACAGUCUUGAUCUUGUUGAUUUUCGCCGUUAUCUACAGCAAGUUCCAUUGA